Messenger RNA from Nasonia vitripennis (jewel wasp), 3269 nucleotides. RefSeq names its product myotubularin-related protein 6 (gene Mtmr6). Gene Ontology annotation, biological process: dephosphorylation. Lineage: Eukaryota; Metazoa; Arthropoda; Insecta; Hymenoptera; Pteromalidae. Gene Ontology annotation, molecular function: phosphatase activity; metal ion binding. The record is from RefSeq and is a predicted model, not a curated record. The transcript has 13 exons. Bases 413 to 2434 code for a protein of 673 amino acids.
UUACUUAUAAACAAUAAAAGAAAAUAAUAAAAUUGCGAUUUGAAAAAUGUUUUGGCAACAGUGAUCGAUCGACGGCCGAUUCAGCUCAUUCGCAGCUGAUUGUCGGUAUAGUAGAGUUGUCGCCUCUGCAGCGAUAAAAAUGUCUUUUUUUGUAACGUGAAGCGAUAUUUUUCUGUCAAAAAAUGACUACUUCGAGAUAAGACAAAUAAAUAAUAAAACAAAGUUCGCAGAUUUCAAGCUUAUGAAUUUGUAAAUCAUCGUAAUCUCUGAGUAAUCCUUAUCUCAAAGCUUGAAAUCCACCAUGAGUAAAAACCUACUUGAUUAGGAAAUACCUGUUGUAGUAUAGAAAAUAGUAUUUACACCAAAUAAGUACUUUGCAAGAUCUGUCAGACUUAUUUUUUUUUUCAUAAAAAUGAACGACACAGAUCCAGUAUUAAAACUCCAAAAGGUGGAGAAUGUGUUGAUGCUCGAUAAGUAUGGAGUCAAACAUACCUUAGGAACGUUUUACUUAACAGAGACACAUUUUAUUUUUAUGGAACCAAAUGGAAAGAAGAAAAUAUGGGUUUUAAAUACACAUGUUGCUAGUGCUGAGAAAUUACCUUUAUUGACAAGUGGUUCUCCUCUGCACAUAAAGUGUAAAAAUUUUUUUGUUGUAACAUUUGUAAUUCCAAAAGAGCGGGAUUGUUAUGAAGCGCAUUUAACACUACUUAGAUUAUCUUCUCCAACAAGAAAAAAAGAUUUGUAUUGUUUUCAUUAUAAAGGCAUUAAUGAAGGAUUAACUCAAGAAGUUGGUUGGAACUUUUUUAGUAUUCAAGAUGAAUUCCAAAGACAAGGUGUUCCAAAUGAAGAAUGGUCUUUGUCUUACCUCAAUGUUAAUUACGAACUGUGUGAAACCUAUCCAAAGUAUUUGUAUGUGCCCAGUUCAUGUAGUAACACUGUAUUAAUGGGUAGUGCUAAAUUUCGCAGUAAAGGAAGACUACCAGUAUUAACUUAUCUGUACAGUAAUAAUAAGGCAUCUAUUUGUCGAUGUAGUCAACCUCUGUCAGGAUUUAAUGCACGCUGUUUAAAGGAUGAGCAAAUGCUUUAUAAUUUGCUUUGCACUAAUCCCAAUUCAAAGUAUCUUUAUGUUGUUGAUACUAGGCCUAGGAUUAAUGCUAUGGCUAAUCGGGCUGCUGGAAAAGGCUAUGAAAAUGAAAAUUUCUAUGAUAAUAUCAAAUUUCAAUUUUUUGGCAUUGAAAAUAUUCAUGUUAUGCGGUCAAGUCUAGCAAAAUUGAUAGAAUUACAAAAGAGUACCUCUAUGAGUAUGUUUCUCAGUGGACUUGAAAGUAGUGGAUGGUUAAAACAUAUAUGUGCCAUAUUAGAGACAUCAUGGUUUAUAGCUCGAAAUAUAAUUAAUGGAAUUAGCGUAGUAGUGCAUUGCAGUGAUGGAUGGGAUAGAACAGCCCAAGUUUGUUCUUUAGCAGCUCUGAUGUUGGAUCCAUUUUACAGGACUAUACAUGGCUUUCAGGUUUUAAUAGAAAAAGAUUGGCUUGCUUUUGGUCACAAAUUUAAUGAUAGAUGUGGAUUUAUAACUGUGGACAGUAAGGAGCUUGCGCCUAUCUUUACACAAUUUAUUGAUUCAACGUACCAACUUUUGCAACAGUUUCCAUACAUGUUCCAAUUUAAUGAACAAUAUUUAAUAACGUUACACGAUCAUGUACAUAGUUGUCAAUUUGGAACGUUUAUUGAAAAUUGUGAAAAAGAUAGACAAUCUUUGAAACUUUCAGAGAGGACUUACUCUCUCUGGGGUUACAUGGCCCAGCAUAUCAAUGAAUUCAUUAACCCAUUGUAUUCAAAUAGCCAAUAUAAAGAGGAAACUAGUCGAAUUCUUAAGCCAAAACUAGCCCCACAAAAUAUAGUACUCUGGCGCGGUCUUUACUUUAGAUUCGAAAAUGGCGUUCAUCCUAGAGAAUCUUGUGAUGAUUUUCUCUUAACUAUAAAUAACCAUAUAAAUUCUUUAGAAGACCACGUCAAAUUUCUCACGAAGAGAAUCAAUUCAAUAGGACAAUUGAAUUCAACAAACAAUAUGGAAAUAAUGUCACCUAACAAGUACAAGCUUAAUAAUGAAUGUGUUAAAGAAAGCCUUAAAGAGCAAUUGGCAAUUCUUACUAGUAAUAUUGAUGGUAAAAGUAAAAUGGAAUUGAGACAACUAAUAAUUGAAUUAAAUGCUAUUUCUUUAGAAUGGAAGUCAUCAAGAAAUAUGAGUGAAUGUAAAUGUGGUACUACUUUUGAUGCUUUCAAUAUAAAGUAUCACUGCUGGUCCUGUGGAAAUGUUUUAUGCCAACGUUGUAUGGGUAUUAAUAGAGUACUUGAAGGGUACUCUACUCAACACGCUAUUCCAACAUGUAAAUUUUGUUCUCAAAAGUCUACAGCAGUGACGCCAAUUACGCCUUAAUGUGCAAGUCUUAUAUUAAUGUCUUAUUAUUCAAUAGUAUCUAUUUGCCUAAGAAAUAUUAUUAAUAUUUGAUUCAACGAUUUGGCAUCUCGAUUUUUAAAAAAACGAAGCUCAAAAACGUAUAUUUUUUAGAAUCUCACGAGCUUGAAUGUCAGAUAUGUUUUACGUGUAUUGAUAAGAAUUAUUUACAGGACAAUAAUUUUUGGGUCAAAUGUUUUAGAGAUCUAGAAGUUUAUGUAUUUAAGUAUAGAAAUACCUUCAAAAAAUUGACUUAUUAGAAGAAGUAAUACUUAAGACUAAAAAUUAUAAACGAUUUAUAAAUAGUACAUCAAUUGGGCUCAUACAGAGAAAACAACAAAUAUUUUGAUUUGAAUUAAUAAAUUUAUUUUUGCAAAACCUACAAUGUUGGUACAUAAAUUACACAAAUAUAUUUAACAUGUACACCUAAAAUAGUUUGUUCAUCAAAAAUAUUUAUCAAUUGCCUGGAUAACAAUGUUUCUUUUCUCUAACUUGAUCCACUCAAGUUUAAUAUUUUACAUUUGUUAAUAAUAAUAAUUGGAUAUAUAUGGUUAAAAAGUUUAAUCAUCAACUUGCAAGUAUUUAUUUAUAUCAAAGUAUACUUCUUCUGAAACUUGCAGAAUCCUGUAUAUAUAAUUUACAAGUUUUGAUUAAUUUUUUAAAAUGAUAUUUAAGUGGGCAAAAAUUAAUGUGUAGCUGAUCAAUUUAAUAUACAAUGAUUGUUAUAAAAUGAUGGCGGUUGAGUAUAAUGUAAACUACAGCACACCAUGACCUUGACGCCAAAAAAUGUUGUCAAUAAAACUGUGAUAGUAAAAAA